This is a messenger RNA of Dioscorea cayenensis subsp. rotundata (Guinea yam), 2598 nucleotides long. Its product is annotated as subtilisin-like protease SBT3. The transcript has 2 exons. Gene Ontology annotation, biological process: proteolysis. The coding region runs from base 237 to 2468 and encodes 743 amino acids. NCBI's taxonomy places the organism in Eukaryota, Viridiplantae, Streptophyta, Magnoliopsida, Dioscoreales, Dioscoreaceae. Gene Ontology annotation, molecular function: serine-type endopeptidase activity. The record is from RefSeq and is a predicted model, not a curated record.
AUAUUUUAUACAAUGGAAUUAAUGAAACAAUUUCUUCACACAAAGAUAAUACAUCGUUAAUCACAGUCAAGCCAAGACUGAGGAAUAAUCAAAGAAUGGACCAAUUCUCUUCCUUUGCAUUGCCGGCAUCGAAGAUAUUCUCCCAAGCAACUUGCCUCCGUUGCAUGGAGAGAGUCUCAUUUAUCUAUAUAAACAGAGGGAUCAGCUAAGGCUUCUUCAAUCUAUAAACAUUAGCAAUGGUUUCUCCAGCUGAUGUCUUGCUCUUUCAUGCAUGGCUUUUCAUCAUUCUCUUAGUUCAAGCAAUGGCAGCUGAACGUUCCACUUAUAUAGUCCACAUGAACGUAUCAGGGAUGCCGAAGGCAUUCUCCGAUCAUCAUCAGUGGUACUCUGCCAUUAUCCGGUCACUGAGCAAAAGUACCAAAGUUUCACCAAACUUACUGUACUCUUAUGAGAACGUGAUGCAUGGAUUCAGCGCUGUGCUCUCCGGCGAGGAACUGCAAGCAUUGAAGCAACUGCAGAGCUUCUUGUUUGUGCAUCAAGAUAAAGAAGUCACAGUGGACACCACCCACACUUAUGAGUUCCUCUCACUCAACUUGAAUUCCGGUCUCUGGCCGGAGUCCAACUUUGGUGAAAAUGUUAUCAUUGGGAUGAUUGACAGCGGAGUCAGGCCGGAGAGUGGAAGUUUCGUGGACAAUGGGAUGCCUCAAGUGCCAAAAAGAUGGAAGGGAAAAUGCGAGGAUGGAGAAGACUUCAACUCGUCCAUGUGCAACCGUAAGCUCAUCGGAGCUCGUUACUUCAACAAGGGAGUAAUCGCCGCCAACCCGGGCGUAAACAUCACGAUGAACUCGGCUAGAGACACGAUGGGCCACGGCACUCACACCUCAUCCACUGCCGCCGGAAACUAUGCUUCUGCAGAUUUCUUUGGCUAUGCUCCCGGCGUUGCCAGAGGCAUUGCGCCGAGAGCGAGCUUGGCCAUGUACAAGGUGCUAUGGGAGGAGGGGCGUUACGCUUCCGAUGUUCUUGCCGGCAUGGACCAAGCCAUUGCUGAUGGCGUCGAUGUUAUCUCUAUAUCAAUGGGUUAUGAUGGUGUUGAGUUGUAUGAAGAUCCAAUAGCCAUAGCUUCCUUUGCAGCAAUGGAAAAAGGAAUCAUUGUUUCCUCUUCAGCUGGGAACUAUGGGCCGGACCUUUCAAGCCUACAUAAUGGAAUCCCUUGGGUGUUGACAGUGGCAGCCGGCACGGUCGACCGGAAGUUCUCAGGGACGAUGGAACUAGGUAACGGUCAGAGCAUCAUCGGCACCACUAUGUAUCCGGAGAACGCAUUGAUCGUGGACGUUCAACUUGUCUACAAUAAAACAAUCUCAGCAUGCAACUCGUCCUCGUUGUUAUCUUCUGCAGCUGAAGGGUCAAUUGUUAUUUGUGAUAACACAGUAGAAGCAUGGGAACAGGUUCAUUAUGUGACUGAAUCCACGGCAGGAGGUGCUGUGCUUAUAACCAAUGACACUGAAAGCGUUUACCACUUCCGAUGUCCAGCCAUCCUGGUCACCCCUAAAGCAGGUAAGACGUUGAUAAAGUAUGCUAAAAAGCAACCCCAACGCUACUAUUACAAUGAAGUUCAGGCAAACAUUAUUGGGCAUAAACCAGCUCCAGCAGUGGCAUCAUAUUCAUCAAGAGGGCCAUCACCGAAUUACCCGGGAGUGCUGAAGCCUGACAUACUAGCUCCAGGGAAUAACAUCCUUGCAGCUUGGUCACCUGUUUCUCCAUCUGCUGCAAUUGGCAACGCUCUUAUAGCUAGUGAGUACAACAUCAUCUCCGGAACAUCAAUGGCAUGUCCGCACGCAUCCGGUGUUGCCGCACUGUUGAAGGCUGCGCACCCGAGUUGGAGCCCAGCUGCUAUUCGUUCAGCCAUGAUGACAUCUGCCAGCGUGCUAGAUAACACACACAAACCGAUCAGAGAUAUUGGGACCAACUUUGGUUAUGCCAGCCCUCUUGCCCUUGGAGCAGGACAUGUGGACCCAAACAAGGCUUUGGACCCAGGGCUUGUUUAUGAUGCUAGCCCACAGGACUACGUGAACAUGUUAUGUGCUUCCAAUUACACUCACAAACAGAUGUCAAUGAUCACGAGGUCGUCCACUGCGUUUCACUGCUCUAAACCUUCUACUGAUCUUAAUUAUCCUUCAUUCAUUGCCAUAUUCAAUAAUUCUAUGCAUUACUCUCGUACGUUUGGGAGAACAGUGACCAAUGUCGGUGAUGGGCCGGUGAUUUACAAAGUGACUGUGAUGGCCCCGGUUGGGAUUUCGGUUGUUGUUCAACCAGAAUUGCUUGUUUUCAAGGAGAAGUAUGAGAAACAGAGUUACAAGGUUUAUUUGAAGGCAAGGUCAAAGGGGAAAGAGGCUGCUUAUGGAUCUCUUGUUUGGGUUGAUGAUAAGGGAAAGUACACUGUGAGGAGCCCUCUGGUGGUAUUGUUUUAGAAUUUAUUGUUUUAUCAAGUGUUUAAAUAUUAGAUCCUCCCUGAUGUUCACAUCUUAGUCAACUUAAAGAUGUCUUAUUUUAAAUUAAUAUAAUAAAAUUCUCAUGGACAGAGAAAGUUUUUGUCAAAAA